AUGCCGGGUGAACUUGCGCUCAUUCUAACGCCGAAACGGAACCGCAUGUCGAUCGACAAGACCGCGAAACAUCAGAUUACUCGUCACCCGUGCUACUCCAGCCCGUGCUACUCCAGCCCGUGCUACUCCAUCCCGUGCUACUCCACCUCGCCCAACCCAGGCUACUUCUUCUCACACAACCCCAGCACGACCUACUCCGUCACGUACAACGCCAGCUCGAACUACUCCCCCCCCGUACAUGUUCUACUUCUGCCAAUCCGCAAACGUCACUAG
This is a messenger RNA of Phytophthora nicotianae INRA-310, 273 nucleotides long. RefSeq lists its product as hypothetical. The coding region runs from base 1 to 273 and encodes 90 amino acids. Lineage: Eukaryota; Oomycota; Peronosporomycetes; Peronosporales; Peronosporaceae. The record is from RefSeq and is a predicted model, not a curated record. The transcript is spliced from 3 exons.